Molecule: messenger RNA, 159 nt
Organism: Amoebophrya sp. A120
Lineage: Eukaryota; Dinophyceae; Syndiniales; Amoebophryaceae
Source: the annotation of a GenBank genome assembly
GUUCAGAGACCCAAAAGUAAAGCUACGAAUCGAUGAAGAACUUCGUGUGUGGCCAGCUGAGCUUUCGUACGGCUAUGACUACGCAAGAAAUAGAUCGUGCAGAUGGGCAGCGUUCGUAAGCUGGUUUAACGUGAACUACACGAAGAAAAUUAGAAUACC